CCCCGUCUCCUUCCUCGAUAUUGAUUGGGAUUUCGUCGCCGAAAGCUUGGAUAAAGUAAAACAAUCUUCUAAGUUAUUUCUGCGAUACCCAAGCUAUACCUUAUAGAAAAUGGCUGAACAGGAGCUGAACGUUGAUAAUCUUAUUGGGCGACUUCUUGAAGCUCGCGGAAGACCUGGCAAAACGGUACAGAUGACCGAAGCUGAAGUUAGAUGUCUCUGUCUCAAAUCAAGAGAGUUGUUCCUGAGUCAGCCAAUUCUCUUAGAGCUAGAAGCCCCACUAAAGAUUUGUGGUGAUAUCCAUGGUCAGUUUUCUGACUUGUUGAGAUUGUUUGAAUAUGGAGGUUUUCCCCCAGAAGCAAACUACCUAUUUCUUGGAGAUUAUGUGGACAGAGGAAAGCAGUCAUUAGAAACCAUAUGCCUUUUACUUGCAUACAAAAUCAAAUAUCCUGAGAAUUUCUUCCUUUUGCGUGGCAAUCAUGAAUGUGCUAGCAUCAACAGAAUCUAUGGUUUCUAUGAUGAAUGCAAGAGACGGUUCAGUGUAAAAUCUUGGAAAACAUUUACAGAUUGUUUCAACUGUUUACCAAUAGCUGCUAUAGUUGAUGAGAAGAUUCUUUGCAUGCAUGGAGGUCUAUCUCCUGAUUUACAGUCAAUGGAACAGAUAAGGAGAAUUAUGAGACCAACUGAUGUUCCUGAUACAGGUCUGUUGUGCGACCUGCUUUGGUCAGAUCCCGAUAAAGAUAUUCAAGGUUGGGGAGAAAACGACCGUGGUGUCUCCUUCACUUUUGGAACAGAUAUUGUUGGAAAGUUUUUGAACAAACACGACCUAGACCUUAUUUGCAGGGCUCACCAGGUGGUUGAAGAUGGUUACGAGUUUUUCGCCAAAAGACAAUUGGUCACCUUAUUCUCAGCUCCAAAUUACUGCGGGGAGUUUGAUAAUGCUGGUGGAAUGAUGAGUGUCGACGAAACGCUGAUGUGCUCUUUUCAGAUAUUGAAACCAGCAGAGAAGAAAGCAAAGUACCAGUAUGGCGGACUUAACUCAGGACGACCGAUAACACCACCCCGAAAUCAGCAGCCAAAUAAAAAGGGACGCAAAUAAUGCACUUUUGUUGCUUGAUGUAUCACUUUAGAAGUGUUCUUUAUAAUGCUUUUGAUGACGCACCCGUGCACUGGAGAAUUUCGAAACCCUUGUCAUUGAAAUAAUGUGUUGUAAAUUGUAACCUAUUUUGCUGUGAUUCGUAGUCCGUGGCAAAUUCCGGUAAUGUUUUUGACAAGGAUUUGUGAACAGGUUGCGUCACAAAACAAUACUAUUGUAUACUUUUUAAACGUCAAAAUUUUUAGAAGUUGCCUCAGUACCUCUAGAUUUCAUUUUGUUUUAUACGCUAAGAGGCCUAGUAAUUUGGAACCUUUAGAAAUACGUGUUUCGAAGCCAUCUCGUUCGUGUUUUAAAGCAUUUGUCCCAGUGAUGUGGAGCAGGUAUUAUCCUUUUAAGUUUCAUAAUAGUAUUAUAUUCAGCUCGGUAAUAAAGAUUUUGAUAUUGGCGGUAUCCGACCCAAACCUCCACAGUCCUUCGCAGUCCUCCGCAGGCUUCGUUCUGUAAAGUUGGUAAUGAUUUUCAUCUUUUUCUUGUAUGUCUAAUAUUAUCGUUCAAUCAGUCACGUGUAAAGAUUUACUGAAAUAGUUGUAAUGAUACA
Molecule: messenger RNA, 1691 nt
Organism: Rhopilema esculentum
Lineage: Eukaryota; Metazoa; Cnidaria; Scyphozoa; Rhizostomeae; Rhizostomatidae
Product: serine/threonine-protein phosphatase PP1-beta catalytic subunit
Cellular component (GO): cytoplasm; nucleus
Molecular function (GO): protein serine/threonine phosphatase activity
Source: RefSeq, a predicted model, not a curated record